Molecule: messenger RNA, 10803 nt
Organism: Antechinus flavipes (yellow-footed antechinus)
Lineage: Eukaryota; Metazoa; Chordata; Mammalia; Dasyuromorphia; Dasyuridae
Gene: CMTM4
Product: CKLF like MARVEL transmembrane domain containing 4
Exons: 4
Coding region: 89-715 (208 amino acids)
Cellular component (GO): membrane
Source: RefSeq, a predicted model, not a curated record
GUCCCUCCGCCCAGGCCGGGCCGGGCCGGGCCCGCGAUGCAGCCGGCGCGGCCCCGCUGAGGGAGGCCCGCCCGCCAGAGGAGCAAGCAUGCGGAGCGGCGAGGAGCUGGACGGCUUCGAGGGCGAGGCCUCGAGCACCUCCAUGAUCUCGGGGGCCAGCAGCCCCUACCAGCCUACCACAGAGCCCGUGAGCCAGCGCCGCGGACUUGGCGGCCUCCGCUGCCACCCCGACUACCUGCGCCGCGCCCCUGGCCGCUUCAAGCUCGCCCAAGUGGUUUUGGCACUGAUUGCGUUCAUCUGCAUCGAGACUAUCAUGGAAUGUUCCCCAUGUGAAGGGCUUUAUUUCUUUGAAUUUGUGAGCUGCAGUGCAUUUGUGAUUACUGGAGUUUUGCUGCUUAUGUUCAGUCUUAAUCUUCACACAAGGAUACCACAGAUCAACUGGAAUAUUACAGAUUUGGUCAACACUGGACUCAGCACCUUCUUCUUCUUUAUUGCCUCUAUAGUACUUGCUGCUUUGAACCAUAAAGCUGGAGCAGAAAUUGCUGCUGUGGUUUUUGGCUUCUUGGCAACAGCAGUGUAUGCUGCAAAUACCUUCUUAGCUGUGCAGAAAUGGAGAAUGAACAUUCGACAGCAGAGCACCAAUGAAUACAUUCGUGCACGGACAGAAUCACGAGAAGUGGAUAGCCGUCCUGAGAUACAGCGUUUAGACACAUGAGAAGGAGCAUCUGAGUAGGACUGUGGGCUGAGAGAGAAGUCACCAACAAAAAACUUCCUUCUCUCUCGUCCCUUUUCUGAUUUCCCCCCAAGUUCCUGCCAUCGUUUUUCAUUAUUUCAUCAUGUCAAACUUUCAUACAUUUUUAAAUUUUAUCCUUUUUAAGAAAAUAGUUGGCCUUGGCAAAGACAUUCACAGCAAUUUUGGUAAGAAGCUUCACUUAAUCCAUCAGAUGUCCCAGCUGGAAAUCCAGAGAUGUCAACAGCUCUUAAGAUGGAAGUGCUCUGAAAUGACCAUAGUAUUAUGAUGGUUGUUUUUUCAACUUUUAACCUUAAUUCUGUAUACAAGUUGUGCGUGAUUUAAUUAUAAACUAACAUUCAGUCAGAUAUCUUCAUGAUAAGGUCAGGAAUUUGAGGGCAGGUGAAAAAUGUAACUCAAGUUUAAAUUAAAUGUGAUUACCAAGAAAAUAAAUUAAGAGGUGAAUGGCACCAGUUUUAAGUCAGUCAGCCUUCAUGGGGUGACCACUAUGGACAGAGAACUAUUAUAGUUGCUCACAGCCCAUGUUUAUGUUUGACUGUCAACAUAACCUCUUAGUUCUUGUCCUCUAUUUUUGCGACCUGUGGAUGCUGAGACAAAUUGUGAAGCAAACUGUAGAACUGAAAACUGGUUAGCAUGAACAGAAAUCAGGCAGUGUCUGUUGGGUUUGGACUGUACAGAUAUGAAACAGUGAUAAUAUCAUGAGGAUAAAAAGCACCUAGCAAUUGGGACAGUAAACUCUGUAUUGGUGAGGCUACGUUUUAUUUCUGACCAUGACAGAAAGUUACUGUAACAUUUUCUAUAAACAACUAUCUUGAGUCUGAGUGAGGUACGUAAUCCUCACAUUUCUACUAACCGGAAUGCUGUGAGCCUGAAUUUGGAGAAUUUUCACAUAAAUUUAUAAUGCAGUCCCCUAGCCAAAACACAUUAAUGUAUCCCAUUAAUUAUAGUUGGGAUGUUUGUGUAUUUCUCUGUAUUAUAUACACAUACAUCACAAUAUCAUAUACACUGCAUAUGUGUCAUCUCUAUACCACACCAGAAUCAGUUCUUUCCUUGUGUGUUAUAGCCAAAAAAGAUCUUUCAGGUUAUAGGAGCAUAUGAUGGUACUAAAAAAAAACUUUAACAUAUGGUGAAAUAUAUUUUCUUUUGAUCACAAAUAUUGUGCAUGACCAUUUGACCAAAUAUGGUUAAAAAAAUGCUCCCACUCAUUCAGAAAGACUUGAGGAUAUCCAGUUAAUUUAAUAUUCAGAUUUAAAUGGAAUUUCUCUUACAUACUAUGCCUUUUCAACAUUGCUGGGAUGCAUGAUUUUGCAUCUGUAUAGGUCCUUCCUCUAAUUGAUUGCAAAUUAUAACCCAUCCUAUGCCUUAACCUGUCUUCAUAAGUUUCUGUGGCUGAAAAAAGUUCAUUUCCUUGUGGUUUUCCUUCUGGUGAUGAAUCUUCCUCUGUCUGCUUCAUUUGACUGGUUCCCAGACAGCAGAUGUACAGCCUGACUCUGAGCCUGCAGUCAAAAUCAAAAAGAUUUUGAUUUGCUAUAGAAUCUGCCAAAUUGUGCCCUGCUUGCUUGGAUUUGAAGAACCCAGGUUUGCCUUCAUUCCACCAGGAGUCAGAGUAGGACAUCAGGACGUACAUAGACUGUCAGUUCUCAAAGAACUAAGCCAUACUGUGUUUAUUCUUUCAUUCAUCAACUAUUUAUUAAUUUCACUGCAUUGUGCUUUGCACUUGGGGAGAUACAAAGAUACAUUCUUAUCCUCAAGGAUAUUCUUUCUUUGAUUCAAAAGUCACUACAGUUUAUCACAGGCCUUAGAUCGUAUGUUAUGAAGAGAAGUUACUAUCAUACAAUGCUGUCAGAAAGUUCUAUUGAAGUUUCGUUUGUUGUUUAGAUUCUGGAAUUUACAGAGAAGUUGAUGCAAGGUAUUGGGUCUUCUCUUAAAGAUUAUAUCUAUGGAGUGGGGAGGAUGUCAUUUAAUUUGCUAUGUUGUCAUAGUUUGGAUUGCUUUAAAUGUUUACAAAUCUCUCUCCAGUUUGACAUUUGGUACUUGCCAAGGAAAAGAACAUUUACUGCUUGUCAGAGAACCUGAAUUUUCUAAAAUAUGGGUUCUCUCUGGCAUUCAUUUACUGAAAGAUUUAGUGCAUAGCUUCACCUGUGUACUAUUGUAUUAGCAGGUGUUGCAUUAGCAUAUAUCCCUGUGUACAGCAUAUACACACUGUUUGCCUGCAUGAUUUAAAUGCAUUUCAUUCAUUGCCUGUUUUGCUUAGUACAACUUUAUUGUGUGAGAUUGAUAAAAUUACCCAUUUUUGGCAUAUGAAAUACCAAGUCUGGCUUUCCUGUAUUUAAAAGUAUGUCCAUUUAAUGUUAACUUUCAGGACCUCAUAUGACAUUUAGCUUCAGUUUUGAUGUUCCAUUAUUGAAUAAGCAUUCAUUGUGUAUCCUGUGCUUAAGGAGUACAUUCAGUGUUUCGAAAUCAUCACAUCUAACCUUGGGGACAAUUGUGUUGUCUUCCAUACCUGAAGAACCCUUGAUAUCUCCACUCUAGUGUGAACUCACCUCAGUAGUAAUAAUAUUUGCUUGACAACUUUUGAUUUAAUUUUCUUAACAAUGACUUUAGGAAGAGGGUGACAUCUUGAUCUGAUCUUUUAGUUCCACAAGUUGAUUUCACCUUGGCUGCAGACAUGCAGAGAAAGCAACUAGUGACUGGACUCCCAUAUGCUUAAGUCCUCUAUCAGUUUGUUUGGUUUUUAAUUUUUUAGAAGAAUAGAAUCGUGCCUCUUUAUCCAUUACUUAGCUUCAAAUUCAUUUGAAAGACCAUUCUGACCUGUUGCUUUUCAUUAAUUAGGGUUUAUUUUCAAGUUUCUUCUAUUAAAUAUGUUCUUAGAAAGCUAUCUUUGAAAUCAAUGUAGAGAAAAUACCAGACAGGACUAUUACUAGAAUUUUCUCAAGUGAUUUGAAAAUAUACAGUUUACCAUUAGGAAAAACAGGAUGAUGUCCCUUUUUUAUAUUUGAGGAAGGGAGAGAAUUGAUUAUGAAGUAAAUUGCAAAUAGAGUGUAGAUACAUUACAAAUAUGAAUACAGUCCAUGAAAAGUCUUGAUAUUUUGAUAGAUAACAGAGUUAGAACUUAUUAAGUAUGUAAUUAUAUACCACCAGUGAACAAAUUUUUAGAAGUAUUUAUUUUCUUAACAGUUAUUUUGAAAAUCCAUUUUGCCAUGGAAUAAACUACAUGACUUUUGUGUAUUUUCUUGUAAUUGACUAGUGAAUAGAAAGAAUAAAACAAAUUUCAAAUACAGCAUAAUGCAUAAUCAUAAUUUACAUAUGGAGCAUGUGGUCAAUAAAGUAGAUUUAACUUGGGGUGAAGGUAACACAAUAGUACUCCUUAUGAUUCUCAUAAACAGAUAAUGAAGGCCAUAUGUAAAUUUGAAACUGAAAAUCAAUAUUUUGCUGAUUGAAAUCCUGCAUUUGAAUAAAUCUUAAUCUCAAUUAUGAUACCUACUUAAAUUUAUUAUUUCCACAAAUCAUAGACUGAACUUAUUUUUGUUAUGUAGUGUUAAAAAGUUGAAGGAAGCUUGCUUAUGCUUUUCUGUCUCCUGAGAUGACAAAUGUGGCAUCAGAGGAUAAGUUCAGUUUUAAUAGUCUGCAGUUUCUUUAAUAGUUUCUCAGCUGCAAUUGACUCAACAGUGUACUGGCAUUCUGAAUGUGGGACUUUACAUAGUGACAAACUAUGAAUUGAUCAUCAGAGAUGUCAUUUAUAAAACUACUUUUAUUUUCAUGGCAAAAAUGGAAAAGAUACUUUUCUCCUUUUCCCUCAUGGAAAUGAUAUCUUCUUCUAGUCCUUUCCCCUCUCCAAAUGACACUGCAUAACUUUUCCUUUUGGUCUUUCUUUAGACUGUUGCAGGGUGGGAAGAAUGCCCUUUCCCUUUUUGGUCUAGACACAUCAUAAUGAUCUCAUAAACAUGUUGGAUUAUUCUUGGCUCCAAAUAAAGUAAGGGAAAUACAAAUACUUUUGUAGAUAAAAUUACUUAAACUGGGUACAGUCCAAAAUAAGUUAAAUGAAAUAAAAAAAAAACAACAACAGGAAAGUUUCUGUUUUCUGAAAGAACUGUGUGCAGAUAGGUUGCCAUCAUUAUUAGUCAAUGGUACAUCUUCAACCAAACAUCUCUGUUGUUGAGAAGAAGUGAGGAGGGAAGUGGCAUUCCUAAAUACCCACUUCUCUGUGGAUUUGUUCAGUUUAGAUAUGUUUAACUUGAAGAGUUCCAAAGGAGACAAACAAUAUAACAUCAACUAAUGCCCAUCCUUCCUCAUCCUUGGCUGAUGUUUUUCAUCUUCUAAACAGAUGCCUGUUUGCCCUUCUAUGCUAGACUGCAUGGGAUGCUUUGAAUAUAACUUUGGUUCAUUUAGGAACUGCUUUAUGGUCUCAAAGACGGGAGCUUCAUUCCAUCUUCCUGUGUGAUUCAGACUUAGGUUCAACCACAGAUGGUCUCUGUGGAGAUGAAGCAUGAAGUGUUCUGUCUGUACAAAUAUGUGACGUCUCAUUUACAAUGAAUCAGCCAUAAAGGAAGGGAACCGUUUAGUUCUUCUUUUUUUUUUUUUAAUUGUUUUUAUGAGCCUUGAAUAAUGAUUAAGUCUCACAGGCUAAAAGUUCUAUGGACUCUGGUAUACUAGAGUCUAAGUUGUAGUUUUGUUGAGGAAGAGUUCCUAAAUCUUCACAUUUUCUAGAAGAAUAGAUCAAAAUUGCUCUUGUCCCAUCUCAGGAGAUUCAGAAUUUCCAUUAUUGUCUAUGAUUUUAUCUCAGUAGCAGAAUAAAAAAUGCAUAUGACUGGACCAAUUUUGAUAACUUCCCACUUGGUAAUCCUGUUUUGCCAUUUCUCCUCUCGUGUGAGAAAUAAAAAGAGGCCUUGAAAUUAAACUGUUGUGGCAACUGUUGCAGCAGAAUUAUCUUAUAGAAAGAAAAUAAUAUGAAAUAGAUCAGAGCAGUAGGUUAAAAGAGGCAACAGGAUUAAGUGAAAUUCUUUCUGCACCCUCUCAAGUAGUCAUGUUGUUUCAUUUGUUCUAGAUACUUUGGUAGUGCUUAAGUAUGGUACUAGGAUGUGGACAUUUUAAUAUGAUUUCCUGCUAUCCGAGGCUAUUACCUCCUUGUCCUUUAUUAAACACAAAGAAACUAUGUCUCUCCUUAUUCAAUAUUAAUAACUCAAAUUUCUUUACCACAAAUACAUAGUGGAAAGGAUUUAAGAUCAGAUGACCUGAGGAGCUCCUUAUUAUCUCUUACUUUGGACAAAUAACUUCCUUUUCUUCUGUUCGAAUGAGAGAAUAGGAUCAGAUGCCCUCUUAGGUCCCUUUUCACCAUGAAACCCAUGAAGAUUUUACAAAAAACUUUAUUUAAGAUAACCUGGUAAAGAAGGAUUGAUAAAUUACUAUUCCCAUUUUAUAUGAUAAGGAAAUUAAGACCAGAGAGAGGUGAAGUGCCUUGCUUAAGGCCACAGUGCCUGGCACAUCCUAAGUGCUUAAUAUAUGUUUUAUCUUUCCAUUAACCAUUGGAUCUAGGACUUGAGACCAGCUUUCUUACCACUCUAGAUUGCUGCCUCUACUUCGUGUUACCCUUUUAAAUGAAAGCAGCCUAUAUGCGCUCUUGGAAGCUAAACAGGGAGACAAGAAAGAAAAAAAUGCCUCAAAUCUUUAUAUAUUAUUAACUUGUUUGCAGGAUCAGUUCCCAGGUAAGCCAUCACAACAAAGCUUAGUACAGACACAUUUAGUUCUAUGUUGCCUGAACUAUGGUUUCAUGUCAAUAAAAGGAACCCAGGUAAAAUAUUGCUACCAAAUGCCAUUGUGAUCUGAGGAAACUCUAGAGUAACUAAAUGCCCUUGGCCAAUCUGCCAUUCAAAAUGUUCUUAUGGAAUUACUGCUCCCCUGAACAUCAUUCUGCUCAAACAUUGUUUUCUCAGAAGCCAUCAACCUUAAGUGAGAUAAUUCUAAUACUAGAAAGUUAUUGACAGACUACAACCAUGACCAGAUUGGGUACCCACACUUUUUAGAAGGGUAUCAUCAGGAUUGCCUUUCUGUGCCUUUUUUGAAUGCUUUAAGGGCCACACCUAAGACUGAAUUCCUCUAACUUUCGGUACAACUUCUCUUCUCAGUAAGGUUCACAUUGUUAGAAUGAUAAAAACUGCCUCACUGAGAAAAUAUGAUAUUUACAUUUUUUAGAAACUGCUUUAGAAAUAGUCACAGUAUUUAGUUGCUCAAAUAUACUAAAUGGUAUAAUUUACAAACACUAUGAGCACUGUGCUCCUAUUUUAAAUCUGGGAGUUUAAAUGACAAAUUUAAUUUGCUUGAAUGAUUUAGCAGGAUUGGUUAGUAAAUGAGUAUGCUCGGUUUAAUUUUUCUCAUUCUGAGCCUUCCUACUUCCCUCCUUUACUCCGUCUUCUUUCGUUCCUUUCCUCCCUUCUUCCCUUCAUCUUUAACUUUCUUCUUCUUCUUUUUGGGGGGGCGAUAGAAAAUGCUUCUCACUUCACCUCCCAUUUGGAUACAAUUUCUGAACCAGUAGUUAGCUGUCUACAAUAAAAUUUAACUUAUAUGAGUUUGGGUAGUAUAUGGACUUUAUAUUAUUUUUGAUUGUUGUUUACACUUCUUUGAUGGGAAAUAAUACCUUAUGUUCAUAUCAUUUGCUAGCUCAAUAUUCCCUGGGUUGGUACCAUUUGUAAAUUGUGAGUUAUAGAGACAAGUCAAGGAAUCUUAGGAUAUAGAUAUGAUGAUCACUCUAUUUUCUACAUUUUGUUGAAAGAAAACAAUGGGUUAUCAAAAGUGUUGAAUUUAUCUAACGUUAGAGAGCCUCAUUUUAAAUAGCUGUUUGUGUAUGUGUAUUUUGGAAUUAGGGCUGGUUCCCAAAAUUUAUCAAGAUAACUUCACUCAAAAUAUGAGAGGAUAAAUGAACAUGAAUUUUUUUUUUUCCUUUGGAGGUAGAGAGGAGAAUCUAAUCUAAUCUAGAAAUAGCAAAAUCUCAUUGGUUUAGGCAUGGGGGAAAUAGAUUUUAGUAAUUAGUAAUCAGUGUUUUAAUAUUUUAAACAACCCCAAAAACAUCUUAUCCCAAUUUUAUUUUGGAAAGUGAGAAGCUCAGAUGGGGGUGGGGGGGAGAGGUAUUUUAAUCCUAGUAUCUCUAUAAAGAAUAAAUUUUCUAUUUCUGCUUUCUUUGUGUCUCUGCCUUAAUUCUGUCUCUUAUCUUUGCAUAAAAAAGGUAUUCCAAAAGUGAUUUCAUUCCUUUCUGCAGCCUGUGACAACUGCAAAUGAUCAGUGCUUACAAACGUGAACUGGUUAAUUCAAAGUCAGUGGUAGUGGCCAUGCUUUUCAGGGGGAAGGAAGAUGGUUGUAGCAGCGUCCCCCAAUCUAGGUCCCAAUCCAACUUGAGAGAGGCUUGAUGGAAACCCUGUGAAGCUGCUUCUCAUUACUGUUACUUUGUAAGCUUUGUCUAGUUCCAAAGAAAUAAGUUGUUUCAUUCUUGUUUCGGACUGUGACCCAUUUUGAAAUGCAUUUUCAAAUCCUCCCCUUUGUUGAAAACAAAUUUCUUUGUACACCCUAGAGGGAAUCAGGCCUGUUAUCAUCUAGAAUCAGGGGUCCUCAAACUUUUUAAAUAGGGAGCCAGUUCACUGUCCCUCAGACUGUUGGAGGGCCGGACUAUAGUAAAAACAAAAACUUUGUUUUGUGGGCCUUUAAAUAAAGAAACUUCAUAACCCUGGGUGAGGGGGAUAAACAUCCUCAGCUGCUGCAUCUGGCCGGCGGUGUAGUUUGAGGACCCCUGAUCGAGAUUGUGUCCAUCUGGGCCCAGUUUUUCCUCUGAUUAAAGUGGUAGGAAGUGAAACUAUUUGUAUAUGUUGAGGUUUAUAAGGGUUCAGGAACCCAUGACAAAAAUAAUAAACUAUUUAUUACUCAUUGUGUUUUGAUUUGAAAAUUUGAUAACUGUUCUGUCUUUUCAUGUUUUUUUAAACAAAUAUAAAGUAACUACUUCACCUUUGGUGCCUUCCAAGUUGUCGGAUAAGCACUUGUUAAUCAUGAAGAUGAAAAAGAUGUAAAUUUAUUGUCAGUAAACACUAUUUUUGUAGCAUGGUCCUAUGAUCUUGUCUUUUUAAUAUUGCUUUCACUGAUGCCAAUUGUAAUAUUUAACCAAUUUUCCUUUUGUGAGUUAGUUAGCUAGAUUGCUCCUUCCCCCUUCCCCACCCCUCCUAUAUUAGUUCAGAAGGACUGACCCUUUUCCCUGUUUCCUCUCAAUCCCCUUCCCUCAGUUUGUUUAAGCAAGACUAAGGGUAAGAACAUUUUUAUGUGAAAUAAGUAUCAGUUCAAUUAGGUCUUUUUGGAACCAUGUUUGAAAUCCACACAUAGAGCUGUUCUUCCUAAUAUGUGUUUAUAAAAGGACAACCGUUGAUUUUUCACACAUAUCUAUAUCUUCUUCAGGAUUUAAAGUUCUCACUCAACUAAGUCAUGAUAGAAAGCAAUGCUUAUUCUUAAGAGUCAAAUCUAGCCCUUUUCAUCUCCACUACUUAUAUUAUAGGCUGGUAGAACUGAGGAAGUCAAGAGCUAUUUAGUCUAAAUUCUUCAUUGUAUAGAGGAGGGGAAAUCAAGUCCUAGAGAGCUGCUUCAUGAAGGUAAUGGAAAGAUCAAGGUUCAGAGAGCUUGUCUCAUUUGCUAGUGAGUUGCCUUUCAUUGGUGGGUGUGGGGUGGUGGUGGUACCACCAAAUGAACACUACAUGAUUUUCAGUGUAGAGGAUUCCUGCUUCAGGGAAGAGUUGGUUUAGAUGCCUUCUAGGGCUUCUUCGAAAUUCAAGAUUCCAUGAAGUGACUUGUUCAGCUCAUAUAGCAAGUUUGUAACAGAGCUGGAACAAGAACUCUGAAGAUUCCUCCAUUUCCAGUCAAUCAGAUUUCCUACUUGUCUGUGCUAUCUCCAUCCCCUCCAAUGAGAAAAGUAUGGAAAUUCUAACCAGUUGGAGAUUCUAACAUACCAUUUGAAGUCAAACUAGUGUUUCAUGGAAGGGUUUAAUGGCUUUAAAUUUGUAGGUAAAAUAAAUUGCUUGGUUGUUUUUGUAUCAUCUCAAGAGAAGAUGAAUUGCUGGAGAAUCCUUUUUUCCUUUUCUGUGUGGGAUCAUUUGUCUAACUAUGGAAAAAUUUUAGAGAUAUAGCCAAGCUAUUGCAAAGCAAUGCUAAUUUUUUUUUCAGAAAUAUCACAAAUAUAUUGUAGAAAAAAUAUUUUAAAUCUUUCCUCAAGUAUCAAUUUUUUUCUCCUUUUGGAGGGAAACGAGAAAGAGAAGGGUCAAAGUUAAUUAAUUGUAGGUAUUUUUUUUACAGCAGGUAAAGUGUCAAGUCAAAUGGUAAAUUAAUCAUCAUAGUUUUUCCCAUAGCUACUUACCCAGGUUUAAGCCUGUGUUAUAUAUUUUCCUCUAGAAGUACUAUUAGCUGGAUCAAAAUUAACUUUGAUGAAGUUUCUAUUUUCUGCAAAUGAUAUAUUUCUUUGAUUUUCUCUCAGAACAGUUUAAAGGUACAAGCAUCCUACAUUUCCAAGAUAAUAUUCAUUUUAUGAACUUGAUUUUCUGAGUGUAACCUGUUGUAGGUUGUACUUUUUUUUCCUGGUUUUACAGCUGAAGUUGAAGGAUUGUAAUUUCAUAAUGAUAUAAUAAAAAGUGAAUUCAAAUUUACUUUUAAUUCUGAAUGUUUUUAGUAUGUGAUAUUCUAAAAUAAAAAUGAUAUGUUUUGCUUGUUAUAUAUUUUUAAAAGGGCACAAUAUGAAGGUUUUUUUUUUUUUUUGGUAAUUUCUUGAUUUCAAAUGAAGUAUUAUGUUUAUUGAUUUUCUUUUCUUUUUUUUUUUUUGCUCUCCCCACCCACAUUUUUACUCUCUUCCUUUUGAUAUAUGAAGAUGCCGAACUUAACGAGUUUUCAUGGUCCUUGUCUUGAUCAUUUUCAUAGUGGUAAAAUCUGUAUUUUUGUAUGUAGGGGGAGAUAAUUUUCUGAACACUAAUCUCUGAUAAGUAUUGUAUGAAAUUGUUGUGAAGGAUUUCUUGUUGAAUAAAUGGAUAUGGCUAAAGAAA